UAAGGUCAACAAACAUGAUAAAUGUCCAUGUAUAUAUAUAUGAGGCGGUGCAUGCGGCUGAUAUGAGGUUUGGUAUUCCAUGCAGCAGCCUCCCACGCGCCGCUACCGCCCACGCCAGGAUCUGCGUCACGCAGGCGCGUGGGAGUGAGAGAGCAAUGUAGCAAGCGCGGAAUAUCCCAAUUCUGGCAGUAGGGGAGAGCGCGGAAACCAACUAGUUUGAGAGUCCCUCCGUAGUUCAAACUAGAGUGUGUGCGAGUUAAUUCAAUAACAGAGCCGAAGGACGCGUUGCUUACCCGCCGAACGCGCGUCACCUCACUGGACAUUGGACAGUGAAGCGUCGCGUAACUCAACGGAGCGUCAUAUUUCAGAAUUUAAUAAUCAUAAAACCAGACGCCGCUUUUGGAAGAGUUUUGUUGGAAAAAGACAAAGAAAACCAAAAGGUAUGGCAGCGACUUUACCCAGAACCCUUGGGGAGUUGCAGCUCUACCGCAUCCUUCAGAGGGCCAACCUGCUGUGCUACUAUGACGCCUUCAUCCAGCAGGGCGGCGACGACGUUCAGCAGCUCUGCGAGGCCGGCGAGGACGAGUUUCUCGAGAUCAUGGCGCUCGUAGGCAUGGCCAGCAAGCCACUGCAUGUCAGACGCCUACAGAAAGCUCUGCGCGAUUGGGUCACAAACCCUGCCCUGUUCAAUCAGCCCCUCACGUCCCUUCCCGUCUGCAGCAUUCCCGUCUACAAGCUGCCCGAAGGGUCGCCCACAUUGUUGCCUGGGAAUGGCGCCCGUGGAGACACCCAAGUCAAAGUGCCCAAGUGUUUGGCAGCUGCUUGCGUGGAUCCUGGAAAAGGAGAAUCGGGCAACGGGAACUCUUCUGCCACUGUUUCGCCCCUUCAGAGUGGCAGCGAGCCACGUUUUUGGGCCGGGCACGGCACGGAGAGCGAGCACAGCCUGUCCCCGGCAGAACUGGGCUCUCCGUCUUCCCCUCGGGACGGCCUGGAGGCACUAGACGCGGCUGCUAUUCAGUCCGUGGCAGAGUGCGUAGAAAGAAUCGCUCAGACUUUGCCCAAGAGUGACCCCGGAGAGGUUAAAGAACUGUUGAAGGGAAAUAAGAAGCUUGCCAAGAUGAUCAGCCACAUCUUCGACAUGAGCGACGAGGAUCCGCACAGGGAAGAGGAAAUCCGCAAGUAUAGCGCCAUAUAUGGGAGAUUUGACUCAAAAAGAAAGGAUGGGAAGCAUCUGACUCUGCACGAGCUGACGGUGAAUGAGGCUGCAGCACAGCUAUGUAUGAAGGAGGUGGCAUUGCUGACUCGCAGAGAUGAGCUUUUCGGACUGGCCCGUCAGGUCUCCCGAGAGGUCACCUACAAAUACACCUACAGAACCAGCAAAGACCGUGCAGGUGAAAAAUCUUACCCGUCACCCAAGAGAAUUAAAACUGAGGAGGGCUGUUUUGACCUCCAGGAGGCGCUGCAGGCCAUUCACAUGCGCCAGGAGACCCUUAAGGAGCAGCUAGCCCACGCCAGAUCUAAAGGAGAGGAGACGGUUGGGCGGAAUAUCCAGGUUCAGCUGGAGCGUCUGUUGGCCAAGCAGAUGGAGAUACUGCAUGACGCCGCGGCGCAGGACAGACUGCAGGCUCUAGAGUGGAGGGUUCCACCAGGGCCCUACAAACACAGCACAGACAGGCAGAACAGCAACGGGAUCUCCGCUGACAAAAACGCUGACCAGCAGGGAGAGAGGCCGCUGAAUCUGAGGGUGACCAGCCAGAGGACGAGAGCAUCAGACGGAGACACGCCUCUCGGAAAGCAGCUGGCCAAUGAGUUGAAGAGGCAUCAUCACGCUAAUGCCGAGAGCAAGACGUCAGCAGCCACAGAAAACGGAGGCGAUGCAUCUUCAUGUGCCCUCAACCUCUCUGAGAAGAAGACCAUCAAAUCCGAGCCGGAGGAUUCCAGAUAGCAGCCCCGAAUGCUUUCGUUUCAAACCUACAAUACACGUCGUCUGUCAGUGAAUACUAAACAAGCACAACUACAGUAGAGCCUUAACAACCAAUGUUGCCUCAAAAUAGAGUUUAUUUUAGUUUCUCGCCAUUUUUGUUUUUUGCCAAAGCACCUAGAGCCCUUAUUUCCAUUCUCCUGAGUAGAUUCACACUGUUUGUGCUGUCACUGACUGUACUCGUUUAAUUCUCACUAGCUCUCAUCACUUGUUUUUAUGCUCUGCUUUCGGUGUGGACCAAAAGUCCGCUAUUUGUACAUACAUAGAAAAUGUCUGUUUGAAAACAGUUAAAUGUUAUUUAAAUACAGUAUGUGUUGUAUGUAUAUAUAUAUAUAUGAAUGCAUGUAAAAUAUCACUGAAACGGAGGGAUGCAGUGUUUUUAAAGUUGUUAGUAAGCAGCUGUUGUUAAGUGAGCCUCCUGGAUUGCGUUUCUCUUUAAAGACCCCAUGCAAUCACUUUCAUUUCCCGUAUUGACUAUUUCCUAUUAUCAAAUGACAUUUGCCCCUUUUUUUUUAAAGAGACAGUAGGCUCUUUAUUUACACCAUAAACAGUGAUUUGCCACUUGCUAUUGCUAUUUGAUAGCUGGUGGUAUUGUUAGCAGGAGCAAUAUUAUCAUUCUAGAGAGCAUUUCAUUCAACAAAAAUAUUAGGGCUGCACAAUGUAUCAAAAUAUUAUUGAUAUUGCGGCAAGGCUAAAUGCAUCAAAUCAACAAGAGCAAAGCUUGGCACUGUUCAUUUGCACAAUUAAAUGUAAAUUUAGGCAAAAAUGAAGAAAUUAAGUCGU
Messenger RNA from Sinocyclocheilus anshuiensis, 2764 nucleotides. Its product is annotated as NGFI-A-binding protein 1-like. Gene Ontology annotation, molecular function: transcription factor binding; transcription coregulator activity. Gene Ontology annotation, cellular component: nucleus. The transcript is spliced from 9 exons. Bases 443 to 1945 code for a protein of 500 amino acids. Lineage: Eukaryota; Metazoa; Chordata; Actinopteri; Cypriniformes; Cyprinidae. Gene Ontology annotation, biological process: negative regulation of DNA-templated transcription. The record is from RefSeq and is a predicted model, not a curated record.